This is a messenger RNA of Emiliania huxleyi CCMP1516, 834 nucleotides long. RefSeq lists its product as hypothetical. The transcript has 2 exons. NCBI's taxonomy places the organism in Eukaryota, Haptophyta, Isochrysidales, Noelaerhabdaceae. The record is from RefSeq and is a predicted model, not a curated record. The coding region runs from base 1 to 834 and encodes 277 amino acids.
AUGCCCUUCUCGUCCGCGCUCCUGCUCCUCUCCAUCGUGGCUCACGGCUAUUCGCACGCGCCAGCGCUCCCGGCGAGCGUGCCGGUGUGGGCGGUGCCCGAGUCGCUGCGGCUUCCCGGCGCGGCAGCCGUCGAGAGCCACGGGCGACACGUCUCCCUCGAUGCGCUCUUCCCCGGCAGCGGGCUCGCCGACGCGUGGGACGAGCGCGCGAGCCUACGCACUGCCGUGCGGCAGGCGCUGCGGGACGACCUGAUGGCUCCUCUGCUGCGCGGCGUGGGCGGGCCGAAGCGGGCGUGCGCUCUCUCGCUCGGCACGGCGUGCAUGGUGUCGUGGAGCAACGCGCUCGCUGCGCACGCCGAGGGCAAGGUCGACUUUUCCCGCUUCACCGCCGCCUUUGCCGACCACGGGGUCCGGCUGAGCGGCGAGGCGUUUAUUCGCUCGCUCGGCGAGUUGUGCGGGGCGACGCCGCACGGGUCGCUGAUCGACAUCAUCCCGCUCGACCGGCGCGUGGCGCACAGCUGGCACCAGGACUCGGGCCUCCCGCGCGACACCGUCCUGCUCGGCUUCCCGCCGCGAGACGGCUACGAGGGCGGCGGAGUCUUUUCGCACUGCGUGCAGCUCAGCCACCCGCUGCGCCCCUCCGCCGGCGACGAGCACGGCGCGGUGGUCGAGUACGAACGGCUGAGCGACCCGCCGCCCGACCGCAUUGACGACGCCUUUGUGCUGCGGCCGCUCUACUCAAAGGGGCGCGAAGUGUGGGUCAGCAACGACGCGCACCACCUGCACUCCACGCCCGACAGGCAGCUGAGAGAGGCGGUGUGGAGGUUCAUGUGA